CCGGUAUGCACGAAAACAAACACAUCUGUUCCUUUCAAAUCGGGGUCGACGAUAACACCGGAGCAAGUAGCUCUAGUGUAAACUCUUGGAAGGAAAACAACUAUUCUAGGGUUACUCCUUUUAUUUUGCUCUGUGGAUUCCUGAGAGAAAAUAAAAGAAGAAUCGUAAGUCAAAUUCUUAGGUUAUGUUGUCGACUUACGACCGCAAAUUUCUAACCCCAAAAAAAAAAAUGUCAUCCGCGAAAAUAAUUUAGAAAUGUCAAAUAUUUAAAGAACAAUGCAUGCACCAAUCUUGAAUUAAUUUUUAAUAUCUAAUAAUUAUUAAUUCGAGGCGGCCCGAUUUUAAGUUUUAGGAAAAAUAAUUGUCCUCAAGGAUGAGUACCGAGACACAGGAGAAACCCAUCAUUUCCGUUAAUGAUGUAGACGAGGAGCUAGCUGAAAAAUACAAAUCCGAAGCCAAUGAAUAUUUCAAAAAGCAAGAUUUCGAUACUGCCAUCGACCUCUACACAAAAGCAAUUGCCGCAAACCCAAACGUCUGCAUUUACUAUGCAAAUAGAAGUUUCGCCUAUUUGAAAAUCGAAUGUUUCGGUUACGCACUCCACGAUGCCUCCAGAUCGGUCGAGCUGGACAAGAGCUACGUCAAAGGUUUUUACAGGAGGGCCGCUGCAAACAUGGCUUUGGGCAAAUGGAAGGAGGCCCUUAAAGAUUACGAGUUUGUUACCAAAAUGAGACCAAACGACAAAGAUGCUAAAUUGAAAUAUAACGAGUGCAAUAAGAUUGUCAAGAAGAUUGCAUUCGAAAAAGCUAUUUCGACUGAAGAUAAUAGAAAGAAUAUAGCUGAUUCAAUUAAUUUAGAUGCAAUGACUAUUGAACACGAAUAUGAGGGACCUAAAUUGGAAAAUGGCAAAGUUACUUUGAAAUUUAUGAAAGAGUUAAUGGAAUUGUAUAAAAAUCAAGGAAAGUUACAUAGGAAAUUUGCUUAUAAAAUUCUUCUAGACAUAAAAACUUACUUUAUGGCUCAACCAUCGCUGGUCGAUGUUUCAAUAGCCGACGAUAAUAAAUUUACAGUUUGUGGCGACAUACAUGGUCAAUUUUUUGAUCUUAUGAACGUUUUCGAACUCAAUGGUUUACCUUCUGAAACCAAUCCGUACUUAUUCAAUGGCGAUUUCGUGGAUCGAGGCUCGUUCUCUGUUGAAUGUAUAUUUACAUUAUUUGGAUUCAAGUUGUUGUUUCCCAAUCAUUUUUACAUGUCUAGAGGAAAUCAUGAAAGUGCGACCAUGAAUCAAAUGUACGGAUUCGAUGGCGAAGUAAAAUCAAAAUACACUGCUCAAAUGGCCGAUUUGUUCACCGAAGUUUACAAUUGGUUACCCUUGGCUCAUUGUUUAAAUAAACGCGUGCUAGUAAUGCACGGAGGCUUAUUUUCUCGCGACGACGUUACCCUCGACGAAAUCCGUAAAAUUGACAGGAACAGGCAACCGCCUGAAGACGGGCCAAUGUGCGAGCUGCUCUGGUCCGAUCCCCAGCCACAAGACGGCCGUGCCCCGAGUAAAAGAGGCGUCGGAUGUCAAUUCGGACCGGAUGUGACCAAGACAUUUUUAGAUUUGAAUAAAUUAGAUUAUGUUAUAAGGAGUCAUGAAGUUAAAAAUGACGGAUAUGAAGUUGCACAUGAUGGGAAAUGUAUUACUGUGUUUUCGGCACCGAACUAUUGUGAUACCAUGGGAAAUAAAGGUGCUUUUAUUACACUUAAGGGUCAAGAUAUGAUUCCUAAGUAUACUACAUAUGAAGCUGUGCCGCACCCAAAUGUUAAACCCAUGGCAUAUGCCAAUUCUUUAUUAAGUCUAAUGUGCUAGUACCUGCUAUUUUAAGUAGUUUAAUUGAUUACAUUUUUUACACAACAUUGUAUAGAAUAAAACUUUCCAGGAUUACAAAACCUGUGGAAGGACAUUUUAGUGAUUAGAGGGCUAUAUUAAUCAUUUUUCUCAUUUGAUUAUGAUGGUGCAGCUUCCUUAAUCUGAACAAUAAUGAAUCCAGUUUUUUUUAAUAUUUGCUAGAUGUAGAUACAUACUGGUAUAAUAUCCACUCUUCAAUGAAUGAAAUUGUUUGGAUUUAGGAGGCUACAUACAAAUUUUUAUUUGGAUUUUUGUUGUAUCGAAUUUUUAUUUGAAUCGAGUUUUAAUUUUAAUUAGAAAAUAAAUUAAAUCAAAGACACUGCCUUCCAAUGUCAUUAAAAUUUGUUCAAUUUCCUAAAACACUGAUCCGUUUUUGGUAGUGUAUAUUUGAAAUAAAAUUAGUUUCAAAAAAAAAAUCAAGUCUUUUAUUCGCUGAGAACAACACACAUGUUUUUCUGCUAAAUAUAAUUUAAAUAAAAAAACAAUUAUUAAAUACAUAAUACUAAAAAUUAAACAAUUUCCUGGACCUUUCUGAUUUGUCCAUCUUUUUCUUCAUUGCCGGACUAAAGUUUGUGCUCAGUCUUAACUUCUUCAAAACGUUUGGAGUUCCUUCAUUUGCCUUCCUUUUUUUAUUCUAA
Messenger RNA from Ceutorhynchus assimilis (cabbage seed weevil), 2526 nucleotides. NCBI's taxonomy places the organism in Eukaryota, Metazoa, Arthropoda, Insecta, Coleoptera, Curculionidae. The record is from the annotation of a GenBank genome assembly.